Hydractinia symbiolongicarpus is the source of this 2737-nucleotide messenger RNA. RefSeq names its product acetyl-coenzyme A synthetase 2-like, mitochondrial. Gene Ontology annotation, cellular component: mitochondrion. The transcript is spliced from 14 exons. Lineage: Eukaryota; Metazoa; Cnidaria; Hydrozoa; Anthoathecata; Hydractiniidae. Gene Ontology annotation, molecular function: acetyl-CoA synthetase activity; AMP binding. The record is from RefSeq and is a predicted model, not a curated record. The coding region runs from base 83 to 2143 and encodes 686 amino acids.
AAUUGAGCCUUGAUCUUAUGUUACUGGUACACGAAAUAUAAAGCAUGUAUUUAUUUACAUUUUUGGCCACGUGACUUGUCUGAUGCGAAGUGUUCCAGUUUCUGCAAAAUCAAAACAAAAAAUGAAUAACUUCUUAAGAAAUAACAUUUUUCCAUGUGUAAAAAGAUCUCAUGUCCUUAAAAGAAAUUACAACAUUAGGUACUUGUCAUGUACAACGCAAAGAAAAAGUGAAAUCAAUGAACAUACCUUUCCUUAUGAAUACAAGAAAUGGUAUGAAAAAAGCUUGCAGAGUCCUGGUGAUUUCUGGGGUGCACUUGGAAAGAAAAAGAUAACAUGGAUAGAGGAUUUUCAUACUGUAACUGAUUCUAAUAUAGUAGAGGGAAAGCACCAGUGGUUCGUUGGUGGAAAACUGAAUGCUUCAGUGAAUUGUUUAGAUCGACAUGUUGAAUCAAAUGGUGAUUGUACAGCUCUCAUAUGGGAGAAAGACGAACCUGGGACACAUGUGAAGGUGACAUACAAGGAGUUGCUAAAUAUGACUUGUCAAGUCGCGAAUGCUUUAAAACGAAGAGGUGUCAAGAAAGGGGAUGCUGUAUGUCUGUAUAUGCCUGUCUCACCUCUUGCAGUUGCUUCUAUGUUGGCCUGCACGAGAAUUGGAGCUGUUCAUAGUGUUGUUUUUGCUGGAUUUAGUUCUGAAGCUUUAGCUACAAGAAUUAAAGAUGCUGAUGUGAAGACAGUUAUCACUGCCAAUGAAGGUCUUCGUGGUGGAAAGAAAAUUGCUUUGAAAAACACAGUUAAUAAAGCUUUGGAACAAUGUCCUGAAGUAGAAAAUGUGUUUGUUUAUCACAGAACCGACGCUGAUACUCAGAUGAAAGAAGGUAGAGAUAUAAACCUUGAAGAGGCUUUAAAAGUAGAAGACACUAUCUGUGCACCUGAGCCAAUGUGUAGUGAAGAUCCAUUGUUUAUAUUGUAUACAUCAGGAAGUACUGGCACACCUAAGGGAGUGGUGCAUUCUCAUGCUGGUUAUCUUCUGUACACCAUGCUAACUCAUCAGCUUGUUUUUGAUUAUCAACCUGGUGAUAUCCAUGCAUGUGUGGCAGAUAUUGGUUGGAUCACUGGACAUUCAUAUGUUGUUUACGGUCCAUUAGCAAAUGGAGCCACAUCUGUUUUGUUUGAGAGUAUACCAACGUAUCCUGAUCCUGGUCGAUAUUGGGAAAUGGUUGAGCGACUUAAAAUAACUCAAUUUUAUGGCGCACCCACAGCGCUUCGUUUGUUGUUGAAGUAUGGUGAUGAACACGUGACAAAGUAUGACCGGUCGUCUUUGAAGGUGCUCGGAUCAGUUGGUGAACCUAUUAAUGAAGAAGCUUGGCAUUGGUAUAAGGACGUUGUUGGAGAUGGGCGUUGUCCUGUUGUAGACACGUGGUGGCAAACAGAAACGGGUGGCAUUAUGAUUUCACCGCAACCCAAAAACCCAGAAGCAUUAAAACCUGCUUGUCCAAUGCGCCCGUUUUAUGGUGUGGAGCCAAUUUUAUUAGACGAUAAGGGAAACGAGCUGCAUGGUAAUGACGUUAGCGGUAUUCUGUGUUUGAAAGGAUCAAUGCCAGGAAUGACACGAACACUUCAUGGAAAUAAAGAAAGAUACUUAGAUGUGUACUACAGACCGUAUCCAGGGUAUUAUUUCACUGGUGAUGGAGCUAGGAGAGAUGCUGACGGACAUUUGCAUAUCACGGGCCGUGUAGAUGACGUCAUUAAUGUGAAAGGAGUGCGACUGGGUACAGCUGAGGUGGAAGACAUAAUGGACAACCAUCCAUUAGUUGCUGAAACUGCAGUGGUAGGGUUUCCGCAUGAGAUCAAAGGAGAAGGUGUAUACGCUUACGUCACUUUAAAAGAGACACUGGAUGAAGAUGUUGAUCAGAUAAAAGAUGAACUAAGAGCGAUGGUUAAACAAGCAAUUGGAUCAUUUGCUGUGCCUGAAUUGAUACAGAUCUCGCCCGCUCUUCCGAAGACCCGAUCGGGAAAGAUCAUGCGCCGUAUUCUUAGAACAGUGGCAGCGAACAAGAUCGACGAGGUUGGAGAUGUUAGCACGUUGGCCGAGCCUGCUGUCGUGGAACAAAUUAUCGCUGAACAUAAAAAAAUCACCAGUUGAGCUGGUUGUUUUCAUAAACAUGCACCCUUUUUAUAUAGACAUUAAUAUUUAGACUUAGAUUUUGGAUUAGUUUUUACCCAAAGGCUAGAUUUAGUAGUAGAAUUUAAAUUUACCUAAAACACUUACGUAAAUGAUUGAUUGCGGUAGAGUUCGUUGUUUAUACUUUUUUCUUUUCUCAGUCUAAGUUAUAGAAGGUGGAGUUAAAAACAGUACAAAAAAAAUAUGUAAUUAUUGAUUGCCUACUCUAUCUUUGUGGGGUUUUUUAAUCACUACUUUAUAAUAAAACAAAGACAUCAUGUUUAGAUGAAAUGUCUUCAGUGAAUAAGAAACCAGAGAAAAUUGUGCGCUCUUUAACUAUACCCGUUAUUUUUUAAGUUGUUCACAUAUGCCAUUGUACCGUUUUAUCACUUAGACACGACCUAACAAGAGCUAUAUUCUAGCUAUUGUAGAACCUGUUUUUUCCUCAACGUCAAAAUAUGUAAUUAGAUUAAGCAGAUCUGUCUGUCUGCUUGUAUAGUAUGUAACAUGAUUUGUAUAUAAUUUUAUCUUUUUGUUCAAUUUACUUCAAUAUAUAAUAUAAAUUGACCAAGAAAA